Messenger RNA from Neurospora tetraspora, 777 nucleotides. Its product is annotated as t-SNARE. The transcript is spliced from 2 exons. Gene Ontology annotation, biological process: Golgi vesicle transport; intracellular protein transport; vesicle fusion. The record is from RefSeq and is a predicted model, not a curated record. Bases 1 to 777 code for a protein of 258 amino acids. NCBI's taxonomy places the organism in Eukaryota, Fungi, Ascomycota, Sordariomycetes, Sordariales, Sordariaceae. Gene Ontology annotation, molecular function: SNAP receptor activity; SNARE binding. Gene Ontology annotation, cellular component: endomembrane system; SNARE complex; membrane.
AUGAUGUCCUCCACGAACGAGGAGGACCCCUUCCUUGAGGUCCAACAGGACGUCCUAACCCAACUCCAAUCCACCCGUUCCCUCUUCACCUCCUACCUGCGCAUCCGUUCUCUCUUCAGCUCCUCCUCCUCCUCCACCGACUCCCCCGAGCUGAUCGCGGCCCGCUCCGACCUCGAAUCCGCCCUCUCCUCCCUCGCCGAAGACCUCGCCGACCUCGUCGAGUCCGUCAAGGCCGUCGAGCGCGACCCCACGCAAUAUGGCCUGUCGGCGCACGAAGUCACGCGGCGCAAGCGCCUCGUGCAAGACGUCGGGUCCGAGGUAGAGAACAUGCGCCAGGAGCUCGCGUUCAAAGCCGUCUCUGGAAAGGGUUCCCAAAACAAAGACCAAUUACCAGACCCAUCCUCCUUCGCCAUCCCCGACGGUGAAAACGGCACCGGCUCCGGCGCCGGCGCAGAAGAUGACGAUUACGCAGCCGAGUUCGAGCACCAGCAGCAAAUACAGAUGAUGCGCGAGCAGGACCAGCAUCUGGAUGGGGUGUUCCAGACGGUCGGGGUGCUGAGGCGGCAGGCGGAUGAUAUGGGCCGCGAGCUGGAGGAGCAGAGGGAGAUGUUGGAGGUGGCGGACGACUUGGCGGAUCGCGUGGGAGGGAGGUUGCAGACGGGGAUGCAAAAGUUGACGUAUGUGAUGAGGCACAACGAGGACACGCUGAGCAGUUGUUGCAUUGCGGUGUUGAUCUUUGUGUUGAUUAUGUUGUUGGUUUUGUUGCUUAUUCUGUGA